AUGGGGGUUGUAGAAGCAUUAUCUUUGGGUGAAAUUGAAUCGGGAACUGGUUUAAAUCAAGAACGUGGCUUAUGUAGACCUUGUGAUACUCGUUGGGGAUCUCACUUUAAAACCAUUUUGAAUGUGCUUGAUUUAUAUCCUUCAAUACUUUUGUCACUUGAUUCCAUUGCAGAAGUAUCUGAUACACUUGAUUCGAAUAAAGCACAAUCUAUUACACACUUGUUGAUGUCAUUUGAUUUUGUGUUUGUGGCACACUUGAUAGUUGAUAUAUUUGGCAUUACAAAUGCGUUUAAUGUGGCAUUGCAAAAACAUGAUCAAGAUAUUGUAAAUGCAAUGGUCAUGGUUGAUGUAACCAAGACUAGUUUGCAAAAGUUGAGAGAUGAAGGAUGGGAUUCACAUAUGGAAAAAGUCACUUCUUUUAUGGCUAAAUAUGACAUUGAGGUUCCAAACAUGGAGGGGCGAUAUGUGGUUCCUGGGAGAAGAAUGUAUAGAGGUAAAGGUCCACAUGUGACUAAUCUUCAUCAUUUUAGAGUUGAAGUUUUUCUAAGUGUCAUUGAUCUUCAAUUACAAGAACUUGAAAAUCGAUUUUCCGAGGUAAGUAAGUAA
This is a messenger RNA of Chenopodium quinoa (quinoa), 606 nucleotides long. RefSeq lists its product as uncharacterized. The coding region runs from base 1 to 606 and encodes 201 amino acids. NCBI's taxonomy places the organism in Eukaryota, Viridiplantae, Streptophyta, Magnoliopsida, Caryophyllales, Amaranthaceae. The transcript is spliced from 2 exons. The record is from RefSeq and is a predicted model, not a curated record.